Messenger RNA from Psylliodes chrysocephalus, 747 nucleotides. The record is from the annotation of a GenBank genome assembly. NCBI's taxonomy places the organism in Eukaryota, Metazoa, Arthropoda, Insecta, Coleoptera, Chrysomelidae.
CUCAAAUUGACUUCAGUAGGUUACUAAAAAUUGUAUCACCCCGGUAUACUACAUUUAUUUAGUUUGUGGUUAUGAUCAUAUAAAAAGGUUUUGAAUUAUUUAAAUAAAUCAGUCUGGAGAGUUUUCUGUGCCAAAGAUGAAAUCCCUAGUGCUUGUGUUUGUUUUCGCCCUAGUCCUUAUCGAAUCCGAAGGUAUUGAAGAUUGGCUGAGUCAUGAAUUAUACCCGUGCAUUAAGUGUCUUUGUCAUGCCAGAUCUGGAUGCUGGAUAAGACAAAAUUGUGCUAGAUAUUCAAUCGAUUUUAACUACUGGAAAACAGCCGGAUCGGUAGUGGCUAAUUUAGAUGACCUUCCCAAUGACAAAAACAGUUACGAGAGUUGCAUGAAGGAUGAAAAUUGCAUCGUUGGAACUAUCAUACAAUUUACUGAAAAAUUUGGUAGGAUUGACUGCAAUUGUGAUGGAGAAUUUGAUUGCAAGGACAGGGCAGCCAUUCAUCUAAAAGGAGCUAAUUGCGAGUAUCCCGAAUUUGGGGCAGCUUACGCAGCGCGGUUCAAUGAGUGUGCGAAAGAAAUUGGAGUUAACACAAUGCUGGAGAGGGAAGGAACCAGCGAGUGUACAUCUCCCAAAAUUGAUGUUAGAUCUAAUUGAAUAUUAUAAUAGAAAUUAUGUACAGGAAUAGUAAUAGUACACCGAGUGUUUUGUGAAAUAUUAAUUAAGUUAUAAUUUAUUGGAAUACAUUUUUAAAUACG